Molecule: messenger RNA, 7369 nt
Organism: Sitodiplosis mosellana (orange wheat blossom midge)
Lineage: Eukaryota; Metazoa; Arthropoda; Insecta; Diptera; Cecidomyiidae
Exons: 4
Coding region: 2750-6724 (1324 amino acids)
Source: RefSeq, a predicted model, not a curated record
AGCAAGUGACUGGCCCCGUAAAUGCAGAGAGUUAUUUUUUUUUGUGGUUGUAUAUCGUACCGUCAAUGUUGACGGCUUGCUCGAAGAGCAAAAAAAAAACUAUACACACAGCGAGAGAGAUAGUCCAUUUAAGAAGAGAAACGCGCACAGUCCGUAUCGUCAUAUAAUAAUAGUAAAAAUAGAAAGGGUUCAAAACGAAAGAAGAGAGCAGAAAGAAAUAGAAGAAAAAUAUGUUAAAACAAGCAGUGAAAAUUCUUCGAUUUGUGUAUAUACGAGAUGGAUUUGAAUGCCAAAUUUCAAUGUUAAAAUGAGCAUUUGCCAACACCGAAAUUUAAUAAACAUAAACAAAAGAAGAAAAAUGAGUGUGUUUUGGUUCGGUGAUAAAUGAACAAAUCCAAAUGAAUGGAGUCCAAGAAUUUUAUUGUUCUUGGAACCAGAAUAUAAAAGUGGUUAGACAGAAAAUCCGCAUAAAACUGUUCCUUGGUAAGAAAAAAAGUUUAUUUUUUUCGAAAUUCUCGACAGACAAUAAGUGUAAUACACAAUCAAGAAGAUAUACAAACAAAAGAGUCACCCGUUCAAUCAAGUGCUCGGUUCAGUGAUUUUGCUGCAUCGAAGAGUCACUGAGCUAAAAAAAACCAAAAAAAAAACGUAAAAUAAUAACAAUAGCAAUGUGACCAGAGAGUGAGAGCAUAUGAUUGGCAACGAGUGAAUGAGAUAGGCUGCACUGAAAUAAAGACAUACAAAACAGCAACCUUUUUACAGCCGAGCAAAAAUAGAAUGGGGCUAAACUGAAACGGAAUUUUCGAAAUAAAAUCAAGUAUAUUGAGUGAUUGAACAGAAAAUUAUUCGCUGAAUGUAUUUUCGCUCAAAGUAAAUUGUGUGUGACAAGAGAGUAAACAGUAAUUGCCGAUUUCAACACACACACACACACACACUCUCAAUACCGAAUUGGAAAAUCACCAAAAAAACCCAGCGAAGGAAAAAAAAGUAACAGAAACUAAAUAGUAGCAAUAGCAGCAACAACAAUAGCAGCCAACAAACGGAACGUCAAAGUGAUUUUUUACCGAAAAGGCCUCGAGGUUGUAAGAGUGAAUGAUCGGAAUUUUAUGUGAAGCAUAAUUAAGACGAAGGAGAAUACACGACAUUUAAAGCAGUAACAACAGCAGCAGAGGAAGAGAGACAGAGAGAACGAAACAGGCAAACACAUAUUUUCGGGUUGACACAUCGGACAAUGUGUACCAAUACACAAACAACAAUACACACCUCAAUAGCACAGGCCGAUUUAUCCGUUUUACCAAACACACAGCAUAAUCAUUGAAUAACCAAAGUGAGACAGAAAGAGAGACAGAGAGAAAGAAGAACGAAAUAUUGUUAUUAUUAUCAUCAUCAGAAGCGUCGUUUGUGUGUCGUUCGUCAUUUUUUGUUAGCUAUCGCUGUUAUUUUCUGCUGUUAUUGCUAUUUUACAUUUCACACACGGAACAAACGGAUUUUGUCAUUGGCAAAAAGCAGACGAUCCGAACCAUUCAGUUCCGAUUCCGAGUCAAGUUUAUUUUUUGUUGCUUCUCUCGUCUUAUUAUUAUUGGUCGCGUGCGAUUCGCACUCAACAACAACGACGACGACGACUACGACAAGAGCCAGCCAGUCAAUAGUAUAUAUCAGCCGUGUAUCACUUGAAAAUCGCGUCUGGGGACAAAUAUUCAAUAGAUUGUGGCACAUCAAAAAGUUAAACAAACGUGUAUCUAAACAACAAAUAUCAUCGCCUGUUUCGCACACACCACAUCCAGUAUAUUUGACAAAUGACAUCACUUUGCAAGCGAAACGCACGGUGCAAGAAAUAAAAAAGCAGAAAUAAAAACCACACACACAGAGAGAGACAGUUUUGAGGACAGUUUUCGUUUUGUGAAUUGUUGGAUGACAAAAUACGUAUGUUUUGUGUGACCAAAUUAGUGGCAAUUAAUUAGAGUCAGUUCAUUUUAGUUGUGCACACGUAACAACAAAUAUUUUUUUUCGCGUCUUUAUUUAUCCAAUUUUAUUUGCGCGCUAGCAACAUUGAUUCAUGUGAAGUGUAUGUGGCUGGGUUCAAUCAUCGUACACUCGGUACGUUUCAGUGAACUCAUGAAAACAACCUGUAAAUUGGCAAUUGAAAGACGAUUUUCAAGUCAAACAACGACCGAGAAAAAACAACACACACACACACACACACAUCGAAUUCUCGCGCACUACAUUUUCAUUGAGAGAAAAACGAGAGCAGCAAGUGCAAAUCGAAUCGGUUGGAUGUACAGUGCACGGAAAGUGUUGAUGACAUUGAUCAUAGUUUGAUUUUUUUUGUGUUCGUUCUCUUCGCGUUCGAAUAUACAUCGCAUGCCAAUACAUUCAUGGGACAUUCAGUCGUUACCUUGCACUUUGCAAACUGAUCGCUCUGUGGCAGUCAGUGCAGAUGUAUGUGUGUGAGUAUGUUUAUGUGAAAACAAAGCGACAUUCAUACCAUUAAACAGAUACCUUUUGUUUCGUGCGGUUUAUACAUUACACUUCACCUGCUUUUUAUGCAGUAGUUAUUUUGUUGUUUCGGCUUUUAUCAUUUGUGAAAAAACGAAGUCAAGUGAACUGAAGAUAGUACAGCGCUGUGUAAAUCAAGAGUAUACACAUAAAUCAAAUCCAAAAUAACACGAAAAAAAAAAACAUAAAAAUAGAAUAAGUCCAUGUGAAUAGGAGCAAAUGUGAAUUGAAUUGAUGUGAAAUUUGAUACAAAAUGGAUGAAACGAGUGCAGCCAUUGAGCAAAUCACAGCCGCAAAAAAUAAUAAAGCGGCCGAUGAUGCUCGGGAAAAGGCAGAGCAAAUAGCAGCUGCAACGGCGGCUGCUGAAAUUGAAAAUCAAUCGGAAAAACAUGAUGUGUCGCCGGAGAAUUUGGAGAAAAAUAGUAGCUGUGACAUUACACCAAAUGAUGAUUUAUCGACCAGUGUGACGACAACCAGUGAAACACCAAACAACGAAACUUCCAAUUCAAUGGUUGACAAAACGAACGAUGACAAAUCCGAUGCGAAGAAUAAAAGCACUGGAUUUGCAUUUACAAUUGAUUUCAACGAAGGCAAAGCGAUUGAUAAUCGCAAAUACAAGGAAAUCGCUGAGCGUUUUCAGCAUCGACAACAACAACAGCAAGAACAGCGGCGACAUCGUCGAGGCGUAUCAUUAUCGAAAUUAGAUGACUCCCGAAAGUCUUCGACAUCGUUAAAUAUGGAAAAUGGCCAACAUGUGACGUCGGUCGAUGAUUCAAAUGUUUUGACAACGGCAAAGACGACAGCGGUGGCCGCAAAACCGCCAUUCAAGCAACGGAGCAAUCGAAUCGGGCCGGAAACCGAUGUAAAAAGUGAUGAAAAAUGUGAUACAAAAGUGGUGUUGCGACGGCCACGGCCAACAGCCGCUCCACCCACAAAUUGUAAAGACUCAUCGAAACGGCACAGUUGGAGCCCAAGGUCAAGUCUAAAUUAUGAUAAAAUACCGCAGUUGCCUCCAGAACAAAUCUCAAAAGAUGAACCGCCAACCAAAUGCAUGGAAAAUUCGACAACCAGUUUUCAGCCAAAAUCAACGAUUUUACAACGUGCUUUGGAGAGUAAUCCAUUGCGACCGUCGUCUAAGGGAAGUGCCAAGGCGACGAUUAAAUCGACGACGACGACGACGACGACGACGCCGACGAUUAGUUGCGGUAAGAAGGCGAUGCGCGAUCAUGUUGUCACCGCACCAUUGGAGUACGUAAGAAAUUCGGAUGACGAAGGCUCAAUCGGUGAUGCCAGUCAAGCCACCUACACACUCGACGGUGAUAACUAUACCGAAGAGGAAAAAGAACGCAUGAGCAUCGACAAAUUGGGUAAACGAAAUUUUGAUUUAUCCAUUGAGUCACGAACACGUAACGAUUUAAAUCGAAACUAUACGUCGGCCUUGAAGAAUGUAUUGCAACCGAAUUAUUCGCGCGAUAUAAAAUGCGAAUCAAAGUACAGUCAACGAACGUCUGUCGAACAUCGGGAACAUUUAGCGAAAACUGCAUCAUCAAAAACGACCAAAUCCUAUUUGGAUAAGUUAAAAACACGCGUCAAAACGAUUGGCGAUCGAACAUUUCACAAGAAUACAACGAAAUCAACACCGGCCACGACCAAUGAGAAAUUGAUGAAUCUGCAAGUGGUGCGUACAGACGAUUCGUCACCAGUUCAUACCGAUCAUGGUGUGUUUACCAGCAUAACGGCGUGUGGUGUUUUGAAUAAACAAAACCUAGAACCAGCCAAUAAUUUUCCAGCCAGCGUCAAUCGCAAACAUAGUCUGACCAAAUUUCAAAUCGAUAGCUCGGAAUAUAUUCAACCAAAAGUUGACGAUGCACUUAUGAGCUCGUACACCGAUUAUGAAAAAGCCAAACAUCAUGAAUAUAAACUGAAAAUUUUCUCAACCGUUUCGUCGUAUACAUCAUCUGGGACGUCACCAGUGCAAACCGAUGAUGAUAAUUUGAGUGUGGAAUGCAUCGAUGAUAAACCGAUUUCCAUCAAAACGGCACCAACGAAAAAUGACUGGAUUCAAGAAUGGGCGAAAAAUGCACGACGACGCAACAAUUUACUGGCUAGCUCAGCAACUGCAUCGCCGAAAAUGCAACACUAUUUGAAAACCGGUUCGGCACGAUCAAAAGUAGCACAAUUACAAGGUAACAAUGAUCGAAUGUCACAGAGCUAUGACACCUAUUUCAAUAACGCCGAUCAAGAACAGCAACAGCAGCAACAACAACAAUUCGGUGAUGAUGUAAUGGAAGAUAGCAGCGACGAGUGUACCGCACACACGUCACGAUCGAUCGGACGCAAUGCAUCGAAUGCCAAGACUGAAUUUACAGCCGUCGAUGACCAUAAAACAAGUACAGCAAACACAGUGCUUCGGCCACCAAUUAGCCCAACUAAAAUUCCAUCACCAAUGCACUCACAACUCAGGGCCAGGAGCUCAAGCGUCAACAGAAGCUUCCGCAAUAGUAACGCAGAUCUCGACAAUUUAGAUACGGAAAUGUACUUAGAAAAGACGGCCGCGGCAAUAUCAUCGUUGCAAAAGAUUCACCGUAAAAAAAACUCACCGCAGAGUCCAUUGAGUCCGAUGCGAAAAACGGCACCGACCGAUUUUGCGACAGCCCCAUCGAUAACGGUACGCAAUAAUUACGAAAAAUCGGUAAACUUACGACCGUUGCACCUGCACAAACGCAAUUUAUCGCUGGAUGUUUCGCAUAAUAUGGCGAAAAGUAAAAAUCACGAAUAUUAUGACUCAAAUGAACUGGUAAAUGCACGAGAAUUGAAAGAGCACCUGGGCAAACGGCACACUCGUCACAAUUCAUAUGAAAAUAAGCAAAUUCAAUUGCCCAGUCCAAAGCAUGGUGAUAUCGAUCAAACAAUGUCACGAGCAACAUUUAUCGAACAACAGCGUUUGUUGAACAAAUACUUUGCGGAUUCGGAGCAUCAUCAUCAUCGUCAGCAGCGUGCGGGUGGUGGUGAUGAGCAUGCGCGCCGUGCGAGCUGUGGCGACAAUGCAAUUGGAUCACCGAUACGUCGUUCAAGUUCAUUUUGUAAUCGAAACAUUGCGAAUAUCAUGCCGAUGAAGGCAACCACACCGACCGCAACGAAAAAGCCAAUGAACCGUCGCAUUACGUUGGCAGGUAAUAAUAAUUCAUUGCAAAAAUCGGCCAGUAGUUCAAGUUUCAAGAAACUGCAAGCAGCCGCAGUGGCAGCAGCAACACCAGCAUACCAGCAGCAUUAUGCCCAGAAGGAAAAUGAAAUGUAUUAUAUAAAUGGUCGAGAUAAUUUGCAAACGACACAUGGUGAAUUGCUGUAUUCAUCGGAUGAAUCGGACGAUGUAAACAGUACGACCGGCGAAAGUUGUGGCCGCUAUGAAUCGGACCGGCAAGCAUCUGAACCGCCAAUUUCGCAUACACGCUAUAACAAGGCGUUUCUCAUGCGAAUGGAACAGAAUAAGCAAAUUGCAAGCGGUGGUAAUAAAGGUGUGGUCGCUUGUCCAAACACUCCUGAAAUGCCGCGGCGUGCCAACAACCAAAGAGCCUCAUUCCGUGAUCCCACCUCAAUGCCACGCGACUCAAGUUUGUCACGCAUGAAACAGGAUCUGCCGAAUUUACAAACGACCAAAAAAUCACUCACACAAGCCGUGUCCAAGGAUAGCAGCAGCAGCACCAGCAGUGUUAGCAAACGUGUUCUUCCAAAAUACAUGGACAUAUCGAAAUAUAAACCGGUACAAGGGCAGAGCUUUUUGAAGCGCGACGAAUCCAAGAGCACGCUGAUCAGUCGGAAUGAAAUUCGGAAGAGCCCUAGUGCGAUCGGCCUAAGCAAAGGUGACCCGAUGAGAACCAGCGGACGCGUUAAAUCGGCUGGUGCUAAGCCAAGCACACCGAUUUGUACGAAAGAUACCAAGGCGCGAGAGCAAGAGUUGGCCAUGUGGCGAAGACGUGCAACUUAUGACCCGAUGAAGGCAGCCGCCGAGGGACGAAAGAAACAAGAAGAAGCGAAAAAAUCGGUCCAAUCAACUAAAUUUGGUGAUAGCAGUGCAGUGCUUCGAUCGCAGUCGUUCCACAGUGGCGUUGGCCAGUUCAACAAUUUACAGCUGCGGCAACAAUUUAGCGAGGAUAGUUUCAAUAAGAAUCGUUGGACGGUGAUGUCAACCGAAUCAAGUGAUGAGGAAGAGUUUGGUGACAAUGCAUAAAACAGGCUCUUUUCGUAACUGAGCUGUAGUAUUAAUUAGAGAGAAAGAAAAAUGAGCAACACAUCAGCGCGUUGUCUCAUAUGAAAAAAAUGUCCUGAAUAUCGAAGCAUUGCCGCUUUUUGGCUUGCUUCAAAUCAUUUUCGUUAAUUGUCGUAUUAUUUUCAUUCGCUCAUUUGUUUUACACUGAAUCGAUUGUUUUUUUUUUAGAUUGAAGAUCAAAGGUUUAGGACCUAAGUGUUAGGUCAUUUGAACAGAGAACAUAAUUCGUUAUCGUUAUCGAGAAAUUUUGUAGAAAAUAUUAGAGUUUAAGUGAAUUGCGUAUACAAGAGAAAGCAAGGUAUUUCGAGCCAAGGAUUGAAAUCAUUUUUUUUACUUUUCUCUUUCUCUCUUUUUGAUGAAUUGCAUUUUUCUGUUUGGCAAUUCAAAUAAUUAUGAUUUAUUCAUGACCCAAAACGAUGGGCAGUUCAAUUUGGCAGUUUAAGGUGUGUGAUAUUUAUAAAAAGUAUUUCAAAGAAUGCACCAUCAAACAACACAUUCAAUUGAAUUUAUUAGAUUGUGUUUUAUUUUUUCUUCAUUAAAUUUAUACAUUAUUUCUCACAAACCGGCGAUACUAAUCAUAUUAAUAAAAUGAAAAUACCAAAAUCA